CCCCUUGCGCGCAACGCGCCCUCGGCGAUUCAUUGUAUCGGAUUGAGGAGGAGACGGGAGUCGGCACAGAACAGCAACAGGGACAAUUGCCAGCCGUCUAAAUUGCAGGCAUGGCAGCGAUCCGCAAGAAGCUGGUGAUUGUGGGUGAUGGAGCCUGUGGGAAGACCUGUCUGCUGAUUGUGUUCAGCAAAGACCAGUUCCCAGAGGUGUACGUUCCUACGGUCUUCGAGAACUACGUAGCUGACAUUGAGGUGGAUGGGAAACAGGUGGAACUGGCUUUGUGGGACACAGCUGGACAGGAAGACUAUGAUAGGCUCCGCCCCUUGUCCUAUCCUGAUACUGACGUCAUCCUCAUGUGCUUUUCCAUAGACAGCCCCGACAGUUUGGAGAACAUUCCGGAGAAGUGGACACCGGAAGUGAAGCACUUUUGCCCCAAUGUUCCCAUAAUCCUUGUCGGUAAUAAGAAAGAUCUACGCAAUGAUGAACACACACGUCGAGAGCUGGCCAAAAUGAAGCAGGAGCCUGUCAAGGGAGAGGAGGGCAUCGACAUGGCCAAUAAGAUUAGUGCAUUCGGCUACAUGGAGUGCUCGGCUAAGACAAAGGACAGUGUGCGGGAGGUCUUCGAAAUGGCCACCAGAGCAGCGCUACAAGCUCGCAAAAGAACGUCAGGCAGAAGAUGUCUUAUCCUCUGAGCUGCAACCACUGGACUCAGUCUUUCCCCAACGUAGGGCUCAGAAGUGAUGCGAGGCGAGGCGGGUUGGUGGGCGGGAGCCGGGAGGGGAGGGGAGGGGAGGUUUGGUUGAGUGUGUGAGCACAUAAGUGUGUGGAGUCCUGAUGCCUCAUGCUUUUCACGUUCAGCAGUUCCCGAUCCACACACAUGCACACGACUCCCCACUGAACUGCCAAACUCCCUGGACAAUACAGUUAAGACCAGUUCAGAAAAAAGUGCUAUUUUAUUUGUGACAAAAUGGGAGCUUUCAUCAGUAUUUAAGCUUCAGAUGGAUGAGGACAUUGCUUUUGGAUUUUUUUUUUGUCAAGUUUUAAUGCUUUUUAAAAAAAAAUCUUUUUUUUUUUUAUUUGGGACACUGUCGCUCCACCCUCCUGCCAAAAUACUGUUGUGUGACCUUAUGAGAGAGCUGACCUGCAGUCAAAUCAGCAUGACCUUCUAGGUCCUCAUGUACGUACGCCAUGAUAACCAACAGGGAUGAACUUUUAUUUUUUAUUUGUCUUUAUUAUUAUUUGUUGUGUACAAAUCAUUUUAAGGCUUAUUUGAAAUUCAGUGAACGAUAAGUUAAACUUGAGAAAAAAAGGUCAAGGAAAUGCUGUUCCAAAUAGGCAUGUAUUCAAGUUUGUAAAUAUGAAAAAUGAAAUGUACGCAUACUCACGUGUGACUGCCAACUUGACAGGAGGCUGCAUUUGUAAAGUAGGUUUUCUUGUGUAAUAAAUGCCUUUCUACAAGGA
This is a messenger RNA of Engraulis encrasicolus (European anchovy), 1461 nucleotides long. It is a transcript of the gene rhoab, whose product is annotated as ras homolog gene family, member Ab. Gene Ontology annotation, molecular function: GTPase activity; protein kinase binding; GTP binding. The record is from RefSeq and is a predicted model, not a curated record. Bases 111 to 692 code for a protein of 193 amino acids. The transcript has 5 exons. NCBI's taxonomy places the organism in Eukaryota, Metazoa, Chordata, Actinopteri, Clupeiformes, Engraulidae. Gene Ontology annotation, cellular component: cytosol. Gene Ontology annotation, biological process: small GTPase-mediated signal transduction.